AUGGGACUUUCAGCAGACUCGGGCGCUCAGCCGAACGGGACACCGUCGAGCUGGGCAGCCAAGAAGAACAUCGGUGAGCACUUCAUUGGGCUUAACCACCUCGGAAACGCACCACCCUCGAAGGUGAAGGACUUCGUGGCCAGCCAUGACGGCCACACCGUCAUCACGAAUGUCCUCAUCGCCAACAACGGUAUCGCAGCGGUCAAGGAGAUCAGAUCGGUGCGGAAAUGGGCGUACGAGACGUUCGGCGACGAGAGGGCAAUCCAAUUCACCGUCAUGGCCACCCCGGAAGAUCUGCAGGCGAACGCAGAUUACAUCCGCAUGGCCGACCAAUAUGUUGAGGUCCCCGGAGGCACCAACAACAACAACUACGCCAACGUCGAGCUCAUCGUCGACGUGGCAGAACGCAUGGGUGUCCACGCCGUCUGGGCCGGCUGGGGUCACGCCUCCGAGAACCCGAAGCUCCCCGAGUCGCUCGCCGCGUCGCCACACAAGAUCGUCUUCAUCGGCCCUCCCGGUUCGGCCAUGCGCUCGCUCGGAGACAAGAUCUCGUCUACAAUCGUUGCUCAGCAUGCGAACGUUCCCUGUAUCCCGUGGUCGGGUACUGGCGUGGACCAGGUCGUCGUCGACGACGGCGGAAUCGUCACGGUGCCCGAGGACGUGUACGACAAGGGCUGCACACACUCGCCCGAGGAGGGUCUUGAGAAGGCCAGGGCGAUCGGCUUCCCCGUCAUGGUCAAGGCCUCGGAGGGUGGCGGCGGCAAGGGUAUCCGCAAGGUCGAGUCGGAGGAGAACUUCAUCCAGAUGUACCGCGCUGCCGCCAGCGAGAUUCCCGGCUCGCCCAUCUUCAUCAUGAAGUUGGCCGGCAACGCUCGGCAUCUGGAGGUGCAGCUCCUGGCUGACCAGUACGGCAACAACAUCUCGCUCUUCGGCCGUGACUGCUCCGUUCAGCGGAGACAUCAGAAGAUCAUUGAGGAGGCGCCGGUGACGGUCGCAAACUCGGAGUCGUUCCAACGGAUGGAGAAAUCAGCAGUGGCGCUGGGUAGAUUGGUCGGCUACGUCUCGGCGGGUACGGUGGAAUACCUGUACUCGCACGAGGACGAUGCCUUCUACUUCCUGGAACUGAACCCGCGUCUGCAGGUCGAGCACCCCACCACCGAAAUGGUUUCUGGCGUAAACCUGCCCGCAGCCCAGCUCCAGAUUGCCAUGGGCAUUCCGCUGCACCAGAUCCGCGACAUCCGUCUUCUGUACGGUGUUGACCCCCACUCCGCCACCGAGAUCGACUUCGAUUUCUCCUCUGAGGAGUCCCUCGUCAACCAGCGUAAGCCCAAGCCCAAGGGUCACACGACUGCCUGCCGUAUCACCUCGGAAGAUCCCGGAGAGGGUUUCAAGCCUUCCAGCGGUACCAUGCACGAGCUGAACUUCAGGAGUAGCUCCAAUGUUUGGGGUUACUUCUCCGUCGGUACUGCCGGUGGUAUCCACAGCUUCUCCGACAGCCAGUUCGGUCACAUUUUCGCUUAUGGCGAAAACCGUACCGCAUCUCGGAAGCACAUGGUUGUUGCAUUGAAGGAAUUGAGCAUUCGUGGCGACUUCAGGACGACUGUUGAGUACCUGAUCAAGCUUCUGGAGACUCCCGCCUUCGAAGACAACACCAUCACCACCGGCUGGCUUGAUGAGCUCAUCUCGAAGAAGCUCACCGCCGAGAGGCCUGACCCGAUGAUCGCCGUCAUCUGCGGUGCAGUCCAAAAGGCCCACGUCGCUAGCGAGGCUUGCAUCACCGAGUACAAGAAGGGUCUGGAGAAGGGUCAGGUUCCGUCCAAGGAUGUCCUGAAGACCGUCUUCCCCAUCGACUUCAUCUACGAGGGCUUCCGUUAUAAGUUCACCGCUACCAGGUCUAGCACCGAUGCUUACACCUUGUUCAUCAACGGCUCGAGGUGCCAGGUCGGUGUCCGCGCUCUUGCGGACGGCGGUCUCCUUGUUCUGCUCGGCGGCAAGUCUCACAACGUCUACUGGAAGGAGGAAGUCGGUGCGACGCGUCUUUCCGUCGACAGCAAGACCUGCCUGCUCGAGCAGGAGAACGACCCCACUCAGCUCCGUACCCCCAGUCCUGGUAAGCUUGUCAAGUUCAGCGUCGCCAACGGCGAGCACAUCAGCAAGGGACAGGCCUUCGCCGAAGUUGAGGUCAUGAAGAUGUACAUGCCCCUGAUCGCUCAGGAGGAUGGUGUCGUCAACCUCAUCAAGCAGCCCGGCGCGACUCUCGAAGCUGGCGAUAUCCUCGGUAUCUUGGCCCUGGACGACCCCUCGAAGGUCAAGACUGCCCAGCUCUUCCUCGGCCAGCUGCCUGAGUUUGGUCCGCCUCAAAUCAUGGGCAGCAAGCCCCCGCAGCGCUUCACCUACCUGUACAACAUUCUUCAGGACAUCCUCAAGGGUUUCGACAACCAGGUCAUCAUGGCCGAUACUCUUAACGAGCUCAUCGCUGUCCUUCGCGACCCUGAGCUUCCUUACGGCCAGUGGAAUGCUCAGGCUUCUGCUCUCCACGCCCGCAUGCCUCAGAAGCUCGACGCUGCUCUCGAACAGAUUGUGGAUCGCGCCCACAGCCGUAAUGUCGAGUUCCCCGCCAAGCAGCUCAUCAAGACUUUCAACCGCUUCCUUGAGGAGAGUGUUGACCCUGCUGAUGCUUCCCUUCUCCGCACCACUCUCUCCCCUCUCCUUGAGAUUGCCAACCAGUACAUUGAGGGCCUGAAGGCGCACGAGUUUGCCAUCAUGGCUACCCUCGUUGAAGAGUACACUGCUGUCGAGUACCAGUUCUCUUACCGUCAGAACAGGGACGAGGAGAUUGUCCUUAAGCUCAGGGAUUCACAGAAAGAUGAUCUUGUACCUAUCGUCUACACUGUCCUGUCUCACACCAGGGUUGGGUCCAAGAACAACCUUCUCCUUGCCAUCCUGGACUCUUACAAGCCCAACAAGCCGGGUGUCGGAAACGUUGCCAAGUACCUGAAGGAGCCUCUCCGCAAGCUGACCGAGCUCGAGUCUAGGGCUACCGCCAAGGUCGCCAUCAAGGCUCGCGAGGUCUUGAUCCAGUGCGCCAUGCCUUCCCUUGAGGAGCGUACCUCUCAGAUGGAGCACAUCCUUCGCACUUCCGUUGUCGAGUCCAAGUACGGCGAGAGUGGCUGGGACCACAGGGAGCCUGAUUUCGAUAUCAUCAAGGAGGUCGUUGACUCGAAGUACACUGUCUUCGAUGUUCUGCCCACCUUCUUCGCUCACUCUGACCCUUAUGUCGCUCUGGCUGCUCUUGAGGUUUACACGCGCCGCGCCUACCGUGCCUACCAGCUCAAGCAGAUCGACUACCACAUCGAGACCGAGGCGCCCUACGUCCUUUCUUGGGAUUUCGCCCUGCGCAAGGUCGGCGAGUCUGAAUUUGGCCUCCCGGUCGAGUCUUCGCACCCGUCCACCCCCUCGACCCCCAGCGGUGAACAGAGCUCUUUCUUCGGCAAGCGUAUUCACUCCAUCAGCGAUAUGAGCUACUUGCGCCGUGGCGCGGAGGGUGAGCCCACCCGCAAGGGUGCGGUUGUGCCUAUUCCCUUCCUCGAGGAUGCUGAGGAGUACCUGAUGCGUGCUCUUGAGGCCUUCCCUACGGUCGGCUCGACCAAGAAGCGGGCUUCCAGCGGCAACAACGGUCUGAUCGCCGAUCUUGCUGGCAAGCGCAAGCCUGCCCCUAGGCUGGAGAGCGAGGAUGAGCUUACUGCCGUCUGCAACGUUGCCGUCAGGGAUGCCGAGAGUUUCGAUGACACUGAGAUCCUGGGUCGCAUUACUCCCAUCGUCAACGACUAUAAGGAGGAGCUCUUGGCUAGGCGCGUCCGCCGUGUGACUUUCAUCUGCGGUCACAAGGAUGGCACUUACCCCGGCUACUACACUUUCAGGGGCCCCCUCUAUGAAGAAGACGCCAGCAUCCGUCACAUCGAGCCAGCUCUUGCUUUCCAGCUUGAGCUUGGACGCCUGAGCAAGUUCAACAUCAAGCCUGUGUUCACUGAGAACCGCAACAUCCACAUCUAUGAGGCUGUUGGCAAGGGCGCGGAGAACGACAAGAGGUACUUCACGCGUGCCGUUGUUCGUCCGGGCCGUCUCCGGGAGGGCAUUCCCACGGCCGAGUUCAUGAUCUCCGAGGCUGACAGGUUGAUGAACGACAUCCUGGAUGCUCUCGAGAUUAUUGGCAACAACGGCUCUGACAUGAACCACAUCUUCAUCAACUUUUCCACCGUCUUCCCCCUGCAGCCCCAGGAUGUCCAGGAGGCUCUCGGUAGCUUCCUCGACAGGUUCGGUCGCCGCGCCUGGAGGCUCCGUGUCACUGGUGCUGAGAUUCGCAUCAUCUGCACCGACGAGCACGGCGAGCCCUACCCUCUUCGCGUGGUCAUCACCAACACUGCUGGCUACGUCGUCGACGUUGAGCUCUACGCCGAGAAGAAGUCCGAGAAGGGUGGCCAGUGGCUCUUCCACAGCAUUGGUGGUACUACCAAGAUUGGCGCCAUGCACCUGCGUCCCGUCUCCACUCCCUACCCCACCAAGGGUGCUCUCCAGCCCAAGCGCUACAAGGCCCACAUCAUGGGCACUCAAUACGUCUACGAUUUCCCUGAGCUUUUCAGGCAGGCUAUUGAGAACUGCUGGCACUCCUCUUGCGCCAAGAGCCAGGCGCUCAAGGAGAAGCAGCCCGUCAAGGGAGAGUGCAUCGAGUACAACGAGCUUGUUCUCGACGACAACGACAACCUGGCCGAGGUCAACCGCGAGCCGGGUGCCAACACCAUCGGUAUGGUCGGUUGGAUCGUCACGGCCAAGACCCCUGAGUACCCCAAGGGCCGUAAGUUCAUCAUCAUCUCCAACGACAUCACCUUCAAGAUCGGUUCCUUCGGCCCGGCGGAAGACAAGUUCUUCCACAAAUGCUCUGAGCUUGCCCGCAAGCUUGGCAUUCCUCGCAUCUACCUGUCUGCCAACUCCGGUGCCCGCAUCGGUAUGGCCGAGGAGCUGAUCCCGCAUUUCUCCGUCGCCUGGAACGACCCUACCAACCCCGAGAAGGGCUUCAAGUACCUCUACAUCACCGAGGAGAAGAAGAAGGCCUUCGACGAGGGUGACAGGCGCGAGGUCAUCACCGAGCAGAUCGAGGACGAAGGUGAGGUCAGGCACAAGAUCACGACCAUUAUUGGUGCCGAGGAUGGUCUUGGUGUUGAGUGUCUGCGUGGCUCCGGUCUCAUCGCUGGUGAGACUUCCAGGGCCUACGAGGACAUCUUCACCAUCACCCUGGUCACUUGCCGUUCGGUUGGUAUUGGUGCUUACCUCGUCCGCCUCGGCCAGCGUGCCAUUCAGAUCGAGGGCCAGCCCAUCAUCCUUACUGGUGCUCCGGCUAUCAACAAGCUGCUCGGCCGUGAGGUCUACACCUCUAACCUGCAGCUUGGUGGCACUCAAAUCAUGUACAAGAACGGUGUCUCGCACAUGACUGCCUCCGAUGACUUUGAGGGUGUGUCCAAGAUCGUCCGCUGGCUGUCGUACAUCCCGUCCAGCAAGGGUCAGCCCAUCCCCCUGUCUCCUACUGCCGAGCACUGGGACCGCGAUAUCACCUACUACCCGCCGCAGAAGCAGCCUUACGACGUCAGGUGGCUCAUUGCCGGUAAGGAGGACGAAGAGGGCUACCUCUCUGGUCUCUUUGACCGUGGCUCCUUCGAGGAGUCGCUUGGCGGCUGGGCCAAGACGGUUGUCGUUGGUCGUGCUCGUCUCGGCGGUCUUCCCGUUGGUGUCAUCGGUGUCGAGACCCGCGCCGUUGAGAACGUCAUUCCUGCCGAUCCCGCCAACCCCGACUCCAUCGAGCAGAUCACCUCGGAGGCCGGUGGUGUCUGGUACCCCAACUCGGCCUUCAAGACGGCCCAGGCCAUCAAGGAUUUCAACAACGGAGAGCAGCUUCCGCUGUUCAUCCUUGCCAACUGGCGUGGUUUCUCUGGUGGUCAGCGCGACAUGUUCAACGAGGUCCUCAAGUACGGUUCCUACAUCGUCGACGCGCUCGUCAAGUACGAGCAGCCCGUCUUCGUCUACAUUCCUCCGUUCGGCGAGCUCCGUGGCGGUUCGUGGGUCGUCGUGGACCCGACCAUCAACCCCAAGUUCAUGGAGAUGUACGCCGACGAGGACUCGCGCGGCGGCGUCCUCGAGCCGGAAGGCAUCGUGGGCAUCAAGUUCCGCAAGGACCGCCAGCUCGAGACGAUGGCGCGCCUGGACCCGACGUACGGCGAGCUCAAGCGCAAGCUGGCGGACAGCAGCAGCCUGUCCAAGGAGGAGCAGCAGAAGCUGCGGGCGGAGAUGACGGAGCGUGAGCAGCUGCUGCUGCCCGUGUACGGCCAGAUCUCGCUCCAGUUCGCCGACCUGCACGACCGCGCCGGCCGCAUGGCGGCCAAGGGCGCCAUCCGCAUGCCGCUGCGCUGGCAGAACGCCCGCCGCUUCUUCUACUGGCGCCUGCGCCGCCGCAUCAACGAGGAGUACAUCCUCAAGCGCCUCGCCGUCUCCGACUCGGGCGCCAUCAGCCGCAACGAGGCGCUCGCGCAGCUCGCGGCCUGGUCGGGCGUCGAGGACUUUGCGAACGCCGACCAGGCCGUCGCCGAGUGGAUCGAGACCAACCGCAAGGAGGUCGCGUCCAAGGUGGAGAGCUUGACGAGGGAGACGACGGCGUACCAGGUCGCGGAGCUGGUGAGGAAGGAUAGGGAGGCGGGCCUGAAGGGCAUUUUGGCGGCGUUGGAGACGCUGCCGACGGGGGAGAAGGAGGAGUUGUUGAAGAAGUUGGCGAGUGCGUAG
Messenger RNA from Diplodia corticola, 6825 nucleotides. RefSeq names its product acetyl-carboxylase. Gene Ontology annotation, molecular function: metal ion binding; acetyl-CoA carboxylase activity; ATP binding. The transcript has 5 exons. The record is from RefSeq and is a predicted model, not a curated record. NCBI's taxonomy places the organism in Eukaryota, Fungi, Ascomycota, Dothideomycetes, Botryosphaeriales, Botryosphaeriaceae. Gene Ontology annotation, biological process: fatty acid biosynthetic process. Bases 1 to 6825 code for a protein of 2274 amino acids.